AUGUGCUACCACAACGACGAGAGCCGCUCCAAGAUUCUUCAAGUGAUCUCAUGGAGUAUGGAAGCUUUGGGACGUGGCAUCUACCCCUUGAGCGAUCCAUGGGGUAAGGAGUUCUCCAAGACAUACGAACCGGCGAGGUUCAAAAAAGCUGGCCAGCUGCUGGUGGAUCCUGGGUCGGGCCGAGCUGCCAAAGGCAUUUUUGAUGGCAUCCAGGCAGAUCUAGAGUUUGUCAAGAAGAUCCUGUUCCUCCAGAGAAUCUCGACAGCAUUUGAUUAUAUAGCAAACACUUUGGAAAACUAG
Molecule: messenger RNA, 300 nt
Organism: Symbiodinium sp. CCMP2456
Lineage: Eukaryota; Dinophyceae; Suessiales; Symbiodiniaceae
Source: the annotation of a GenBank genome assembly